AAAGGCGUCUAUGUGCCUUCAAGUCUCCAUCCGCCCGAGAGCCUCAGGUACUACGAGGAGUUUGCGUUUCGUCCGGAUGACAAACUUAUUGUAACGUACCCCAAGUCUGGUACGACAUGGAUGCAGGAGAUGCUCCCUCUCAUCAUGAGCGGAGGGGAUCCGGCCUCCGUUGAGACUCUCCACAACUGGGACCGUGUUCCAUGGCUGGAGGAGAAUCGAGCCCUCAUCCUCAACCUUGAAAAGAGGCCGUCUCCACGCAUGUUUACAACUCACUUCCACUACAGCAUGAUGCCGCCAUCCUUCUUUGAAGUUAAACCAAAGGUCAUCUAUGUCAUGAGGAACCCCAAAGAUGUCUUUACGUCUGCUUUUCACUAUUUCGGGUCAACUUCGUUCCUGGUGAAACCAGGCCCACAGAGCGAGUUCCUCCAGAAGUUCCUAGAUGGACAAGUUAUAUUUGGUUCCUGGUUUGACCAUGUAAAGGGUUGGCUCAACGCUAAAGAUAAGGAGUCCAUCAUGUACAUCUCCUAUGAAGAACUUUUAAAGGACCCGAAGGACUCUGUGACCAGAAUCGCUCAGUUCAUGGAGAAAUCUCUGGAUACUGAAGUAACAGAGAAGAUAGCAGACCGAUGCUUGUUCAAGAACAUGAAGAAAAACAGCAUGUCAAACUACUCGGCUGUUCCUAAAGAAAUCAUGGACCAGAGCAAGUCUGAAUUCCUCAGGAAAGGAAUUGCUGGAGAUUGGAAGAAUCAGCUAACAGAGGCAGAAGCAGAAUACUUUGAUGCUGUUUACAAAGACAAAAUGAAAGAUGUCAAAUAUAAAUUUGUUUGGGAUUAAAAGACUAAAUGAAAGUCAUUUCGUCAUAGAAUUAGAGAACAAAGUAGAGCAUUAAAUGGUUUGUUGACAUGUAUUCAUGACGUAAUUUUGUAGUUAUCAACAUAAAACUGGUAACAGCAUUCUGAUUGGUGCAAAACCAAAAUCAGCUCUGUUUAAGUGAAACCCUGGUGGAGUGAGGGGGUUGUCGGGGUCGAUGUCAGUGAUGAUGUUGAAAGAGUCCGUGAAAUAAUUUUCCACUAGGCUAGAGAACUGUGAAACUUAAAAUAUCCAAUGUCACUGAAUGAGAGUGACAAUAGGACCAGUAAAAUGUAACACGUAUUUGUUUAUUCUAUACCAUUUUGUUUUCUGCUUCCAAACUUUCACAUGAUGUACUUUUAACUCAAUACCAUUUAUAUUAACUCUUAAGUUGCUUAUUCUGCAGAUUUUAAAGCAUAAAAUGUGAUAAAAAACUAUAUAUGUUACAGAUAAAGCUACCCCCUGAUGCACAAGAAAAAAUUAUGAUCUAGUAAUAUAGUGCAUAUAUUCUGCAUAAUUAAAGUAUAUUCUAAUGCUCAAACAUUUGUUCCAUUACUUAAGUAGAUUUAUGCCUUUAUUCAAUAUGAAACCGUUUUUACAUUUGGGUGCAAUGCCACUUUACAUAUAAUACUUUUGCAUCCGCACACAGGUCUGCACAAGUAUGCAAGUCUUCCUGGGCUGUGUGUUUUUCUGGUCAAAUGCUCUGAAGUGUCGCAAGGAGUUAUGCUACCGUCUGUAGCUCAGAUCGUACAUCUUAUUGUCUGUUAAAGUGGUCACUGUGCCAGAUUAAAGCCCUAAAAUCUUGCCUAAGUCAUGUUUGUUAAAUGUUACUACAUGUACAAUAUUGUUAGAAAGAAUGUACAAGCUAGCAGUGUAUGGGACAUCAACGAUAAAGUGGUGUAAAUCAUAAUUGAGUUCAAUGCAAUUUUACAUCACCAGUCAUCUGAAGGCACUUUAGAUUAUAAGGUAAAGAUCAUUCAGUAUAAGACAGAAAACAGCAACAAUCAGACUAUCCCUUAUGAAAAAGCCCUUGGAGAGAGUGGGAAGGAAGAACUCUAUUUCAGCAUGAAAAUACAUCUUGCAGAACCGGACUCAGUCUUCUGCCAUGACGGGCUGUGAAGUGACCAUAAAGACACAGAGUAAAACACAAAAUGUAUGAGAAGAUAAAACCAGUGA
Neolamprologus brichardi is the source of this 2025-nucleotide messenger RNA. RefSeq names its product sulfotransferase family 2, cytosolic sulfotransferase 2 (gene sult2st2). Lineage: Eukaryota; Metazoa; Chordata; Actinopteri; Cichliformes; Cichlidae. Gene Ontology annotation, molecular function: sulfotransferase activity. The record is from RefSeq and is a predicted model, not a curated record.